Messenger RNA from Vicugna pacos (alpaca), 2215 nucleotides. It is a transcript of the gene DCAF17, whose product is annotated as DDB1 and CUL4 associated factor 17. NCBI's taxonomy places the organism in Eukaryota, Metazoa, Chordata, Mammalia, Artiodactyla, Camelidae. The record is from RefSeq and is a predicted model, not a curated record. Gene Ontology annotation, biological process: protein ubiquitination. Gene Ontology annotation, cellular component: Cul4-RING E3 ubiquitin ligase complex.
GUACAUUUCCCGGUGAGGGAACGGCUGCGACAGACCGCGCAUUACGGGGUCAGGUCCAGAGCCGGAGAGGGUUUGAGGGCCAGCCAGGAAGGGGGUUUCUUUCCCUUCCUACUUCUCUGCUUCAGGGCGGCGCCGGCUCUGCCUUCCUUCGCCCCACCGCCGUGCGCCUCCUUCCCGGCUCCUAGUGCUGGCUUUUCCUGGGCCCCUCCAGGCGGUGGGGCCUGGAGGUUCGGAGGCAGCGGCGGCUGCCCGGCGCGGGAGUUGAGGGGCGCGCCCCUCUUCGGUCCAGACAAUUCUGCGCCGGCCCGCGCCUCCAUGGGCCCAACCCAGAAGCCCAACGUGUGCCGCCGGCUGAGUCGCCGGGCGCUGGGCUUCUUCUCGCGCGACGCGGGCGUGGUGCAGAGGACGAACCUGGGCAUCCUGCGGGCGCUGGUGUGCCAGGAAAGUACUAAAUUUAAGAAUGUCUGGACAACUCAUUCCAAGUCACCUAUAGCCUAUGAGAGAGGAAGAAUAUAUUUUGACAAUUAUCGGUGCUGUGUCAGCAGUGUCGCAUCAGAGCCAAGAAAACUUUAUGAAAUGCCAAAAUGUUCCAAAUCAGAAAAAAUAGAGGAUGCUUUAUUAUGGGAAUGCCCAGUGGGAGAAAUGCUUCCUAAUCCAUCAGAUUAUAAAUCCUCACUCAUUGCACUGACUGCUCAUAAUUGGCUACUUCGUAUAUCAGCAGCUACAGGAGAAGUCCUUGAGAAAAUAUAUCUUGCUUCAUAUUGCAAAUUCAGAUACUUGAGCUGGGACACUCCUCAAGAAGUCAUUGCAGUCAAGUCAGCUCAGAACAAAGGUUCAGCAUUGGCCCGACAGGCAGGCAUUCAACAGUCUGUUUUGCUGUACCUUGCUGUGUUCCGUGUGCUACCUUUUUCACUCAUAGGGAUUCUGGAGAUCAACAAAAAGAUUUUCGGGAACGUUACAGAUGCUACCUUGUCUCAUGGAAUACUGAUUGUGAUGUACAGCUCGGGACUGGUCAGACUUUAUAGCUUCGAGGCCAUCACUGAACAGUUCAUGCAACAGGAACUUGACUUAGGGUGUGCAUGCAGAUGGGGUGGGACUACUGGAACUGUAGGAGAGGCUCCUUUUGGCAUUCCUUGUAAUAUUAAAAUCACAGACACACCACCACUGCUCUUUGAGGUGUCCUCACUGGAGAAUGCUUUUCAGAUUGGAGGCCAUCCUUGGCACUACAUCAUCACACCUAAUAAGAAGAAACAGAGAGGAGUUUUCCAUAUUUGUGCCUUAAAGGACAAUUCCUUGGCAAAAAAUGGGAUCCAAGAAAUGGAGUGUUGUUCUCUAGAAUCUGACUGGAUCUAUUUUCAUCCUGAUGCUUCUGGUAGAAUAAUACACGUUGGCCCAAAUCAGGUCAAAGUUUUAAAGCUAAGUGAAAUAGAAAAUAAUAGUGCCCAGCAUCAGAUCUCUGAAGAUUUUGUCAUUUUGGCCAACAGGGAGAAGAACAAAAAUGAAAACUUACCCACUGUUACAGCUUCUGGACGGGUGGUAAAAAAGAGUUUUAACCUUCUGGAUGAUGACCCAGAACAAGAGACUUUCAAAAUUGUGGACUAUGAAGAUGAGUUGGAUUUGCUUUCUGUGGUAGCUGUUACUCAAAUAGAUGCCGAAGGAAAAGCUCACCUGGAUUUCCACUGUAAUGAAUAUGGAACUUUACUUAAAAGCAUUCCACUUGUGGAGUCAUGGGAUGUGACAUAUAGCCAUGAAGUCUACUUUGACAGAGACUUGGUACUACACAUAGAACAGAAACCCAGCAGGGUCUUCAGCUGCUAUGUUUACCAAAUGGUAUGUGACCCUGGGGAAGAAGAAGAAACCAUAAACAGAAGUUAUAAGAAAGAUGGAGAUAAUAUUAAAUUUUGAGAUGUAACUUAAGAGACUUCUAGCCAAACAUCCCAGUGUUCAUGUCCAGUCCUCCUUUUUUAUUAUCUGUAUAGCAUAUCUCUGAUGUUUUCCAGAAAGGGUCUUGUGUUGACUUCAGAUGACUAUGAUACCUUUUUUAAAAUUCUUGCCAUACAACAGGGUAAGGACUUUCAUUUUAUGCCAAGGUUUUUAGAAUGACAUCCCAAGAAGUCUAACAUUUUGAAGCUUUUAGGUGGGUGGUGAUCCAAAUAUAAAAGAUUGGACGGAGAAGGACAGGUUAGUUCCAAUCAUUGGAAGAAGGUCAUUGACA